Molecule: messenger RNA, 3318 nt
Organism: Copidosoma floridanum
Lineage: Eukaryota; Metazoa; Arthropoda; Insecta; Hymenoptera; Encyrtidae
Gene: unc-45
Product: unc-45 myosin chaperone
Cellular component (GO): cytoplasm
Molecular function (GO): Hsp90 protein binding
Source: RefSeq, a predicted model, not a curated record
UCUACUUGUCAAAAUAAUUUAGAAAAUAAGCAUCGCUAGAUAGCGCUGGUUCGCUAAAGUUAAAUUUUUAUAUUUUUCAUUUGUAAACAAACACCGAAAUAUCGGUGAAAAUCGGUUCAAACUUACUUAUUACGAUACUUAUCACGGACAUUUUCAAGUUUGUUUAUAUCAUUAAAACCCACCGACAGUUAGUAGAAUGGAGAUGGUUCUCCAAGCUAUUUUUGUUGGAUAGCAACUCACUCAUUGGUCAUGAAAGAAAAUUUCGUAUACACGAAUGUAUAUAGUAUAAGUGCUGCUCUUAAAAUAAACCCUGGGUCGUGAGAUUCGUGAGGAAGAUUCUCGUGGCAUCUUGAAUACUUAUGAAACCUUUUUAUUGCUUGCCUGCUGCACGAGGAGCUUCAGUACAAAUCGAGAUUUUGUAGCAUCAAGAGAUUAACUCACAAGAAUUCUUUAAAAAUGAUCAAAACUGAGUUAACAGCCCAAGAGUGGAAAGAAAAAGGCAAUGCCGAGUUCAAAGAUGGGCUGUACGAAAAGGCAUUGGUGUCUUACACAAAGGCUUUGAAACUUGCGGAAAAAGACAGCUUUGACAGGGCAGUGUAUUUAAAAAAUAGAGCUGCCGUUUAUCUAAAGCAAAAAGAAUAUGACAAAGUGAUCAAAGACUGUGAUGAAGCUUUAAAAAUCUCACCAAAUGAUCCAAAAGCUUUGUUCAGGAGGUGUCAGGCACUUGAGGCUAUGGAAAGGUUUGAGGAGGCUUACCGUGAUGCCAGGGCUGUUAUUCAAGUUGAGCCUACUAACAAAGUUAUUCAGCAGACUGUGGGCAGUCUACACGAAAUCACCCAAAAGAGAUUAAGAGAAACCUCAAAUACUGGCAAUAAGGUUUCACGAAUGCUUGAACUGGCCUUUGAUGCAAACAUCGACAGAGAAAAAAGAGAAACGGCAAUGAACAACUUGUUAGUUCUAGCCAAAGAAAGAGCUGCAGCUGAUCUUAUGUUCAAACAAGGAAUAUCAAUAAAGAUCCAUCGUCUUUUAAAGUCAGAGAAGAAUGAGAAUAUCAUAAUUGCAGCCAUUCGUAUUUUGGCUGAAUUGUGCAAGGAUAGUAUCGACAGAACCGAUAAAAUGUUGAAAGACAUAGGUAUUCCUUGGUUCUUGGAUGUCAUUAACAGCAAAAAUGAAGAUAGAGUGAAUGCUGGUCAAUACUGCAUACAGACUGUUCUGAACAGCUAUAGCGGUUUGACCACAAAACCCGAAUCAAAACCAAACAAGGAAAUGUGUGAAAAGUACAAGAAAGAAAUCGACACGAUCUUAACUUGCCUCCUUUACUCAACAACGAAUCGCACGUUCACUGGUGAAGGCCGAGAUGCAGUCAUCGAGUUGAUCAUGAGAAACGUUCACCACGACACUCUUAAUUGGGCUGAGAGUCUCGUUGAACAGCGGGGCUUGCAAAGAUUAAUGGAAGUUGCCAGUGAGCUCGAGGAGUACAAGUACGAGUCGGCAAUGAACGUCACAGGGUCCACGAAAACCAUUACCAGUGUGUGCUUGGCUCGCGUUUACGAGAACAUGUAUUAUGACGCAGCAAAGGAGAAAUUCAACGCAGCUAUAGACGAGUACAUAAAAGAAAAGUUACUUGAUCCCGACAUUGAAUCAAAGGUGCGAGUGACAGUGGCAAUCACGACAUUACUCCUGGGACCACUAGAUGUCGGAAACGGCAUAAUAGCAAGGGAUGGUAUUCUGCAGAUGAUUCUCGCUAUGGCAAACUCAGACGACGUGCUUCAGCAGAAAGUUGCUUGCGAGUGCAUCAUUGCAGCAGCCUCAAAGAAGGACAAGGCAACCAGCAUAAUAAACCAAGGUGUAAACAUCUUAAAAAAGCUAUAUCAGUCGAAAGAUGAUGCCAUCCGAGUCCGCGCCCUCGUUGGCCUUUGCAAGUUGAGCAGUUCCGGUGGCACCGACGCGUCUAUCCGCCCGUUCGCCGAUGGAGCAUCAAAAAAGCUCGCCGAAGCAUGCCGCAGGUUCCUCAUCAAUCCUAAGAAAGAUAAGGACAUGAGAAAAUGGGCGAUCGAGGGUCUCUCGUACCUGACUUUUGACGCCGAGGUCAAGGAGAAAAUGAUCGAAGACAAGGACGCGAUCCGUGCCAUGAUCGAGGUUGCGAAGAGCGGGGACAAGUCUGUCGUCUACGGUGUUGUCACGACCCUCGUCAACCUCUGCAACGCCUACGACAAGCAGGAGUUGAUUCCCGAGAUGGUAGAGCUCGCCAAGUUCGCUAAACAUCACAUCCCCGAGGAAUCGGAGCUCGACGACCCGGACUUUCUCAACAAGCGACUCACCUGUCUCGCCAAGGAAGGUGUGACCACAGCUCUUGUGGCUCUGUCCAAGACCGACAGCAAGAACAGCAAAGAGCUCAUAGCUCGAGUCUUCAAUGCUCUGUGCAGCGUAGUGGACGUUCGGGGCAUCAUAGUCCAGCAAGGGGGUGCCAAGGCGCUUCUACCUUUGGCACUCGAUAGCACGGACAAGGGCAAAAAGCAAGCUGCUCAAGCGCUCGCUCGUCUUGGCAUUACGAUAGACCCCCAGGUCGCGUUCCCUGGGCAAAGGAUGUACGAGGUGGUCCGGCCUUUGAUCGAUCUGUUGCACCCAGAUUGCAAUGCGCUCGAGAAUUUUGAAGCUCUCAUGGCACUGUGCAACUUGGCGGGUGUCAGCGACAGUUUGCGCAAGAGGAUGCUCAAAGAGGGCUGUUUCUUGAAGGUCGAGAACUACAUGUACGAGGAUCACGACAUGCUGGUGCGCGCUGCCACGCAGCUCAUCAACAAUCUCAUUAUGUGCGACGAAACAAUACCGUACUACGAAGGCAACAACGAUCGGGUCAAGUAUCUCGUUAUUUUGUGCAUGAGCGAGGACGAGGAAACGUCUUCGGCAGCUGCUGGUGCUCUGUCGAUGCUGACUUCGGUCAGUAAAGUCGUUUGCAACAAGAUCUUUGAUGCCAAGGAUUGGCUUGAUUCGUUGAGUUACUUGUUGUCUAGUCCUAAGGAAAGUUUACAGUACAGGGGAGCGUACAUCGUCAACAAUAUGAUGAAAUCGAGUAAGGAAAUCGCAGAGAAGCUCAUCGAGACUAAUAUUACGGAGAUUAUGCAGGCACUGGCUAAAAGUUCACUCCCAGAGCAUGAGAAGGUCAAAAAGUUGCUGAACAGCGCGUUGAAGAGCGCCGUUGACUAUAAAUUGUUGAAACCCAAUGACGUUGAUUUGGACAGUAGCGAGGUCGAGGAAUAAGUUUGUGAAAAAAAUUCAUCCUCGAACCCGUAUGCAUGCGUAUGUGUACAUACCGAUUAA